AUACAUGCCGAAGACCAUACAAGUCAUGAAGAAGAUGACACCGUUGUUUCCUUAAAGGAAAUGUGUGGGUCUCUAUAUAAGUGUAGACUUCGUCUUGUGUUUUUUCCUCACAUUAGACGAAAUUUUCGAUCGUAUACUUUCUUAGCUUUUGGUUACAACUACAUCAAAUUUUCAACAUGACGCAAAAGAUUGUGAUGAAGGUUCAAAUGAAUUGCCAAAAAUGCCAGACUAAGGCACUCACUGUUGCAGCUGAAGCAAGCGGUGUGAACUUUGUGGGAUUAGAAGGAGCAGAGAAAGAUAAAGUGGUGGUGAUGGGUGAUGGAGUUGAUGCUGCAAUGUUGGCUACUACUAUGAGGAAGAAGGUUGGGCACGCUGAUAUUAUUAGUGUAGCAGAGGUGAAGAAAGGAAACUAAGUUGGAAAGCCAUAUAAAUAUACUCUUAGCUACUAGAAUUCCUUUUGAAGGACACAACCUUUUCUUUUCCUUUUUUUGCUAACCAGGUGAGAGAUGUAUAUUGGCAAGGUGUUAAUGUAAUAAACAUUCUCACUUUUUUUUCUCAGCAGAAAAAAAAAUUGUAAUAAACGUUCUCUUAACUUUUUUUUUUUG
Messenger RNA from Quercus lobata, 605 nucleotides. RefSeq names its product heavy metal-associated isoprenylated plant protein 47-like. The transcript is spliced from 3 exons. Lineage: Eukaryota; Viridiplantae; Streptophyta; Magnoliopsida; Fagales; Fagaceae. The record is from RefSeq and is a predicted model, not a curated record. Bases 177 to 413 code for a protein of 78 amino acids.